This is a messenger RNA of Cooperia oncophora, 312 nucleotides long. Lineage: Eukaryota; Metazoa; Nematoda; Chromadorea; Rhabditida; Trichostrongylidae. The record is from the annotation of a GenBank genome assembly.
AUGGAACAAUUAUCAAUGGGGCCGGAAACGCAGAGCCGACCAUUCGGCUUUCAAAACGCCGCAGGCGCUAGCGACCGCACGAAAACUGUGCCAUUCAACGCGCUGACAUUAACAAUGUUGAUGGGCAAAGUUCUUUGCCGUGUGACUCCACGUCAGCUAAUGGCAUCGCGACUGAUCGCCAGCACGAUGUCUCGACCUGCUGUUAAGACACCGAUUCAAGAAUGGGGAUGGGCGUAUCUGCAGCGCCAGAAAGCUCUCGGACGCCCCAUUGCUCCACAUCUCACCGUUUAUAAGCCCCAGCUUACCUGGGCG